AUGAAAUGUUGUCAAGCAACAUUUGACAUUGUCGCAGUAACUGCUGAUAAUGAACCCACUUUAGUGAAAAGACAAUUUCAAAUGAGUAUAGAAGAGGCUUUGAAUAGAAUAGUUGCACAAAAUGAAGACAGUCAACCUUUGCUGAGUACAUCACAGUUAACAGAACUUAUAGGCAGAGAUGGAAAUACAGGAUAUCAAGGACCAGUGCUACAAGAAUUCACGAAUAUUGCUAAAUCAAUCACUAGAUAUCGACCUAGGAAUUCUUCAAUUCGGAAUGAUCAAAAUGUGUGGAUGAAGGUCAUUAAAUUUGACUUAAGGCAUAGGAAUUGUAAUAUAUCCGUCUAUUUUUAUAAAAUUCAUCGUCAAGUGUCUUGUGAACUCGUGGUGCGUAGUUCCAUUAAUCCACUACACAAACACAUCAUUGGCUUUUCAGUGAAUGGUAAUUAA
Molecule: messenger RNA, 447 nt
Organism: Trichobilharzia regenti
Lineage: Eukaryota; Metazoa; Platyhelminthes; Trematoda; Strigeidida; Schistosomatidae
Source: the annotation of a GenBank genome assembly